Messenger RNA from Sus scrofa (pig), 3141 nucleotides. RefSeq names its product transmembrane protein 183A (gene TMEM183A). The record is from RefSeq and is a predicted model, not a curated record. Gene Ontology annotation, molecular function: protein binding. Gene Ontology annotation, cellular component: SCF ubiquitin ligase complex. Gene Ontology annotation, biological process: regulation of protein stability. Lineage: Eukaryota; Metazoa; Chordata; Mammalia; Artiodactyla; Suidae.
GGAGCCCUAGCCUAAGUCCUCGCGAGAGCUGCGGUCUCCGGAGGGGAUGGCCGCGGAGCCGGGCGGACUUGGCCCUUGGCUCCAGGAUCCUGCUCCCUGGCCCGAAACAUGGCCGGGGGUCCUGGCCCACUAACACGGCCUCGCCCCGACACAGUCGCCAUGCCCAAGAGAGGGAAGCGACUCAAGUUCCGGGCCCAAGACGCCUGCUCUGGGCGAGUGACCGUGGCGGAUUAUGCCAACUCGGAUCCGGCCGUCGUGAGGUCUGGAAGGGUCAAGAAAGCCGUCGCCAAUGCUGUUCAGCAGGAAGUAAAAUCUCUUUGUGGCUUGGAAGCCUCCCAGGUUCCUGCAGUGGAAGCUCUUUCUGGGGCUGGUGAGCCUUGUGACAUCAUCGACAGCAGUGAUGAGAUUGAUGCCCAGGAGGAAAGCAUCCAUGAGAGAACUGUCUGCAGAAAAAAGAAAAGCAAGAGGCACAAAGACCUGGACAGGGCUGGAGGAGAAGAGUAUCCCAUGGAUAUUUGGCUCUUGCUGGCCUCCUAUAUCCGUCCUGAGGACAUUGUGAAUUUUUCCCUGAUUUGUAAGAAUGCCUGGACUGUCACUUGCACUGCUGCCUUUUGGACCAGGUUGUACCGAAGACACUACACGCUGGAUGCUUCUCUGCCUUUGCGCCUGCGACCAGAGUCAAUGGAGAAGCUGCGCUGUCUCCGGGCAUGUGUGAUCCGAUCUCUGUAUCAUAUGUAUGAGCCAUUUGCUGCUCGAAUCUCCAAGAAUCCAGCCAUUCCAGAAAGCACUCCUAGCACAUUAAAGAAUUCCAAAUGCUUACUUUUCUGGUGCAGAAAGAUUGUUGGAAACAGACAGGAACCAAUGUGGGAAUUCAACUUCAAGUUCAAAAAGCAGUCCCCUAGAUUAAAGAGUAAGUGUAUGGGAGGAUUGCAGCCUCCCAUUCAGUAUGAAGAUGUUCAUACCAACCCAGACCAGGACUGCUGCCUACUGCAGGUCACCACCCUCAAUUUCAUCUUUAUUCCAAUUGUUAUGGGAAUGAUAUUUACCCUGUUUACUAUCAAUGUGAGCACGGACAUGCGGCAUCAUCGAGUAAGACUGGUGUUCCAAGAUUCUCCUGUCCACGGUGGUCGGAAACUGCGUAGUGAACAGGGUGUGCAAGUCAUCCUGGACCCAGUGCACAGCGUUCGACUUUUUGACUGGUGGCAUCCUCAGUAUCCGUUCUCCCUGAGAGCAUAGCUAUUGCUUCCUGUCACUGAGGGCAGCCCUGAGCUAGGUCAGGCAACUUGUAAUCAGAGUCCACCUUGAAAGUGGCAGCUGGAUUGUAUAUCUGGUCGGUAAUGCACAUGCUCUUCAGGUUUCUGGGGCUCCUGCUAGGGAAGGAGAAGGAUUGAAUCAGUAAGAAAAACAGCUAUAAUUUACAAACAUAUUUUAAUGUAAAAUUUUGCAUUUGAAAGGAAAAACCUGACCCUGUUUUCUGUGUUAAAUCCCAUUUGGUGCUACUGAGUUUGUUGUUCUUUAUUCUUUUAUCCCAGCAAAAAUGGAUGAUCUCGCUUUAGGGAAAAAUUAAACUCUUAAAUCUCCAAACAAGGAAAUUCCAUCAUUCCCUUACGAAUCAGAGGAAUCUUAGAGGCCUAAAAUUGUUGCCAUGUUGCUUCCAAUUUAGCUGUCCCUCAAAUUCGGUGAAUAUUUUCUCUUCUCUCUUUACCCUCCUCCAGAAAUAAAGCAGGUGACAGGGUUUUCAGAAUACAUGAGAUUGACUUGUGUAUCUUUCUUUAAAAAUAAUUUUUGAACAUUUGUCACAUAAAUAUUCUUUUGCCAGUUGUGUAUUCUUGGCUUUUCUUGCAUGAAGCUGAUAGUAGUGAUGAUAAUGAUUUUGUGCCUUUUGUACUAUACUAGAAACUUUUCAGAAUAUCUCUAAUUCUCACAGUUCUGCAAGGUAGGUGACACUCUUCCCAUUCUCUAGCUUAAAACACUGAAUCAAUGACUUACCCAAGGCCAUUGUAUUCAGUAAAUGGAAGAGCCAGGAUUCUAACCCAGGUCCUUUUGCUACGCCACGGUUAAAAAGGUCAGUCUCAUUAUUCUUGUAGCAGAUGGUGGCAAAGCGGAGUAGGCAGAGUGUACAUAGAAUAAAAUAAGAAAGAGGGGUGAGUAGAAAGUUGAUUGUGGUAUCCUUUAUUCCUCAUCAGCCUAAAAGGUAUAUAAGAUUGAUGAUUCUUUUAAAUAUGUGUUUCUAAGUAAAAUAUAAAAUAAACCAAGCAAGUUAUUAUAGGGAGAAUAGUGAUAUUUUCAUUGAAUUGUUAGACAUUUAUCAUGCUGACGAUUGUGUUUAAGAAUGCAUUCCCAAAAAAAAAAAAAAAAAAAAAAAAAAAAGAAUGCAUUCCCAUGUUGAAACCAGACUCCUGCAUUAUAAGAAUUUAGUAACUUUCCUGUGCUCUGCCUUGCCCUGUGCUACCUGGGAGAGCCUGGCUUUUCAUCCCUGCAGAAAUACUAAUGUCCUCUUGGUGAGAGGACUUGCUCUAGCUGGUAUACUCUGAGAAGAGGGUCAUGUUCUUGUUUUGUUCUCCUAACAAGAUAACCUUAUUGCUUGUCUUCCCCCAACCUGCCCUCCACCCAGAUUAGCUACUCUGAAGCUGAAUAUUAGCUAGAUAUUGCCAUGAGGUGGGCAUUAAGACAGUAUUCUUUAAACAUGAAAAUCUCAUGGCCGCAGUUAUUUUCAUGAGCCAGACUGCUUAAAUUAGUGUGUUGUUUUUUCCUUUCCGUUCAUUCUCCCUGCCCCCUCCUAUUUAAAGAAUAUUCUUGGGAAGCAUCUGCUUAAUAUUGCUGCUAACAGCUAGCCUUACCCCACACUGCAGGUGGUAGUAAAGCUGUUUACACAGACAGUGAGUCUGGGUCAGUGAAGAACAGAAUUUGGGCAUUUAAAUGAUAAAAACAAAAAGCCAGGACUAUUAAAGCACUUUACAAAUCUCUAUAAUCAAAAGUUGCCUCUUUGAGGCAGAGGAGAGAAGCACAGAGCCCCUAGUUCCCUGAACAGAAGAUGCCACAGAGCAGAAGGGGGUUGUCUUGGUGGAUUGUGUGUCCCACAUUUAGGAGUUAUUUUUUAAAAGGAUGGGGGAAGUGAAAUAAAUUUAAUAAUUGUCUUAA